CCAAAUUGUAUUUGGCUGCGCGGUUUAGGUUUCAUGUGAUGCGUUUUGGUUUAGAUGCCAAAUCGGCCCGUGAACACCCCUACCGUGUACCGCAUGCCUAGUCGCACUCUUGCUUUACCAAGUCACCAUCAAGUCAUCAACGGAGUAUCAGAUACUAUCUACAGUUCUACACUUAGCGCCACCAUCUCUCAACCAUCAUCACCACCAUAAUAUUCUCUCUCUUUCUCUUUCUCUCUCCUCCAUUCCUUCUUCUUCUUCCUCAACGAUGGAUAAAGUAUGGCGACCUGCCCUCAAAUCCAUCUUUCUCUCUCCUCCUAAACCCUCUCCUUCCACCAUCAUCACCACCUUCUCCUCCUCCUCUCGUCGCACUCUCACCACCCUCUCUUCAUUGUCCCUCUUUCUCUCUCCUGCUUCGAAUUUCUCACCCUCCAAAACCCUAAUUCCCUCAAAACCCUCUUCCUCUUUGCUCCUAUUUUCGUGGGAUUUUCGCUGUUUUUCCUCUGUUUCACCUUUAGAUACGAAUAAGUUUGAGUGGAAUGGCCCAAUUUCGUGUUCUGAGGUUGUUGAUGCUGUUUCUUUUGAUGAUACUGAUGAAAAUGGUGAUGUUGAUACUCGCCCUGCUAUUCCUGUUCGCGCCUUUUUCUUCUCUACCAGUGUGGACUUGAAGAGCUUGGUGGAACUGAACAAGCAUAAUUUCAUCCCGCCUUCGUCGAGGAUGACUAACUAUGUUGUUUUGAAGUUUGGAAACCUUAAGCCUGAACCAAAUGGUGUGGGUGCUACCUUAAGUGGAAGUGAUUGUGGCUACAUGGUGGUUUUCCAGUAUGGCUCAAUUGUCUUGUUCAAUGUUCGUGAUCACGAAGUUGACGGCUACUUGAAAAUUGUGGAAAGACAUGCCUCUGGCUUGCUUCCUGAAAUGAGAAAGGAUGAAUAUGAAGUAAGAGAGAAGCCAACUCUAAGUACAUGGAUGCAAGCUGGUCUUGAUCGCAUAAUGCUGCAGUACUUGAAUAUUGAUGGUAUUCGUACCAUAGGUAGUGUGCUUGGUCAAAGUAUUGCGCUUGAUUACUAUGUUCGUCAGGUUGAUGGAAUGGUUGCAGAGUUCACUGACAUAAACCGUGCAAUGGAAAAAACUGGGACUUUUACUAUGGAAAGAAAGAAGCUCUUUCAGUUAGUUGGGAAAGCAAAUUCUAAUCUGGCAGAUGUGAUUCUUAAACUUGGUCUUUUUGAAAGAUCGGAUAUUGCUUGGAAAGAUGCCAAAUAUGCCCAAAUUUGGGAAUAUCUCCGAGAUGAAUUCGAGUUGACACAGAGAUUUGCCAGUCUUGACUUCAAAUUGAAGUUUGUGGAGCAUAAUAUUAGAUUCCUACAAGAAAUUUUGCAGAACAGGAAGUCAGAUUUCCUUGAAUGGCUCAUCAUCAUAUUGAUUGGUGCUGAAAUUCUCAUAUCUGUAUAUGACAUUGCUCAUAAGUCACUUUAGCCCUUGCUCGACAUCCAUACACUAGGGUGGUGGCACAGGCUUUCUUUUAUAGACGGUUAGUGCCAUAAAAUUUUUGCUCUCAACUGUACAUCUGCUGCUAGGUUGUUAAUCAGACAACGAUUUUCCUAUAGCUGUUUGUAAAUUGAUAAGAGAUGUUUUACUUCUGUAAAUCCUACAAUUCAGUGAAUUCACUGUCAUAGUCUGCUAGGUCAUAAAAAUUUUGGCUUAUUUUCCAUCUUCCACUGCUAGGUUGGGAUAAUCAUAAAGGAAAUUUGAUUUUCGAGGUUAUAUUCAAUACAGUAUAUUCUUUAUAUCUA
Molecule: messenger RNA, 1788 nt
Organism: Chenopodium quinoa (quinoa)
Lineage: Eukaryota; Viridiplantae; Streptophyta; Magnoliopsida; Caryophyllales; Amaranthaceae
Product: sporulation protein RMD1-like
Exons: 7
Coding region: 266-1471 (401 amino acids)
Source: RefSeq, a predicted model, not a curated record